AUGGCCGGCGGAGGUGGAAUAUUCACAUAUCGCGACGGGAUUUCUGUCGCUCAGAUCGUCUCAUUUUCUGUCUACUUGAUACUUGCCGUUUAUUUCCGAUAUACGCACCGAAUCGGCUGGUUUUGCAUUGGCGUCUUCUCUCUACUCCGACUUAUUGGCGCAAGUUGCAAGCUAGUCACGAUCCGUAAUGACUCGCAAGGCGUAUGGGCCGCCAUAUUCGUUUGCGAGUCGCUGGGAAUGAUUCUUAUCAUCUUUCUAUUGCUGGAAAUGCUAGAGAGAAUAAAUCAAGUUAUCAAAUUCGUCACCAAGCGCAUCUUUUUGAUCCCUUCUAUCAUAACCUGGAUCGACAUAGGUAUCUCCAUCGCAGGAUGGGUUGCCGUGAUGCACGUCGAGUACCCUCUCGCGCCAACACCCUACAGCCAAGCCAGUAUGGCCUUGCUGGCUGUCAUCUAUAUGUACGUGGUCGGUGUUUUCAUAGCCUUAUGGCGUCGUCGCGCCGAAUAUCCCGAGGAAGAACGAUGGGCAUUAACGGGGGUCACCAUUUGUAUCCUAAUCUUGGCUGUCCGCCUCGUAUACUCGCUCAUCUUUAUUGGAUCGGGCAACAUGGCUUUCAAUGCUAUCAAAGGCGAUCCCACAGCAUACCUCUUUAUGACCAUGCUUCCGGAGGUAGCCAUCAUGGCUUUGUGCGCUUAUAUCAUCGCCAUGAAGAUUUCACCACUGCAAAAUAAGGGGAAGCACGUGUCACAGAAGUUAGUGGAUAAAGAGAGUUUGAGGCCUCUUUCUUAA
Messenger RNA from Penicillium atrosanguineum, 786 nucleotides. Its product is annotated as Synaptobrevin. The transcript is spliced from 2 exons. The record is from RefSeq and is a predicted model, not a curated record. Bases 1 to 786 code for a protein of 261 amino acids. NCBI's taxonomy places the organism in Eukaryota, Fungi, Ascomycota, Eurotiomycetes, Eurotiales, Aspergillaceae.